Molecule: messenger RNA, 1753 nt
Organism: Syzygium oleosum
Lineage: Eukaryota; Viridiplantae; Streptophyta; Magnoliopsida; Myrtales; Myrtaceae
Product: protein ANTAGONIST OF LIKE HETEROCHROMATIN PROTEIN 1
Exons: 1
Coding region: 107-1429 (440 amino acids)
Source: RefSeq, a predicted model, not a curated record
AAAGUCACACUCGCGGUUGUGGCCUUUACUUCUCCGUCGCCUCCUCGGAAGCAUCGAAAUGGGAAGCUGAACAAAGCUCUUCCCUCCUCCGUGUCGCCGCCACCGAAUGGCUGCCGGCAUCGGCGGCGGCGGCGAGAGCUCGGCCGCGGCCUCCUCCACCGCCACCGCCACCGCCAGGCCCAAGGCCAAGAAACGCCGCAACGACCACCUGGAGCCGCUCGUCUCCCUCCUCGCCGCCGCCACCUCCGCCGCGCGCUCCUUCCUCCUCCGCAACGACCUCAACCUCCUCCCCUCCCAGGCCCUAGCCCUCGAAUCCCGCGUCCACUCCGCCUCCUCCUCCCUCGGCUCUCUCGCCUCCCUCCUCUCCCUCCCGCCGCCGCCGAGACCCCUCCCUCCGCCGCCACCGCCGCCGCAGGACUGCUGGUUCCGCCGCUUCCUCUCCGCCACCCACGCCGCCGACUUCGACCCCCGGUGGACCCACUUCUUCCGCAUGUCCAAACCCUCCUUCUCGCUCCUCCUCCGCCUCGUCUCGCCUUCUCUGCAAUCGGCAUUGCCUUCGAUCCCUCCCGACCACGCCCUUGCCGCCGCCCUCUACCGCUUGGCGCACGCCACCCCGUACAAGGUGGUCGGGCGGCUGUUCGGCUUGGAUUCGGCCGACGCGUGCCGGUCGUUCUUCGCUGUCUGUAGGGCUAUCAAUGAGAACUUGGGGGAUUUGCUUGAGCUGUACUCUAACAGAGAGAGGAUCAUAGUGGGAUUCGGGUGGAUUUUGCUGCCGAAUUGUUGCGGGAUUUUAGGGUUCGGGAGGUUUCGGGUCGACGGUGAUUGGCUGGGGGGAAAUGGGUGCUUGUUAGUUCAGGCAUUGGUGGAUUCUGAGGGGAGGUUCUUGGAUGUCUCGGCCGGGUGGCCAAGUAGCUUGAGGCCCGAUUCGAUUUUGUGCCGGACGCCGCUGUUUUCGGCCGUGGAGGAAUCGAGGGAACUUCUGAGCGGGCCAAACUUCGUACUAAGUAAUGGGAGUUCGAUCCCGCAGUACAUUCUGGGUGAUGCCUGUUUCCCUCUAUUACCAUGGCUGUUGACCCCUUAUAAUGAGGAGAACAGUUUCAGCUCGAUCGAGAUGGAGUUCAAUUCCGUGCAUAGUCGCGCCAUGGGGUUGGUCCGCAGGGCGUUUGCGAGGGUCCGGGCACGGUGGGAGCUCCUCUCGAAGCCAUUGAAGGAGGAGCAUGUCGAGUUUUUCCCAAUCGUCAUAUUCGCAGGAUGCUUAUUGCAUAACUUUCUAAUGCAGUGCAGCGAGCCAGUUUUUGAUGAAAAUGGAGUUGGAGAGUGGGAGGAGGAUCAGGAGGUUCCGGCUUAUGAAGGCGAGGUGAACAAGUUUGGGCAGGUGGUUCGAGAUGCGCUUGCUCAGCAUCUGAGUUGGGUAAGCCUUAGAGACUAGAUAGUUCAAUGUAGCGUGGAAUUUUUGUUUUCGGAAUAUGUAUAUAUGUCUCUGUUUUGUGAGUGCAGCAAGCAUCUUCCCUUGUAAAGCAGGCCUUGAUUGUAAUGAUGUCUUCUUGAACAUGCUUUGCGUGGUUCUUUGCUGUGAUUGCAACUUUUCUCCGUAGUCCAUGUCACUAUCCGAUCGCCGUUUCAGUCAAUUUUGUUGACAAGAAUGACCAUCGUGUAGGAACCAAGAUGUCCUACUCAGCGGGGUUCAGAUGUCUCUGUUUUCUGAAUUUCAAUAGACUCAAUUUAGUGGAAUUGAAAGGAUCCUAAUUGAUCA